AUUGCUUGGACCGGUCUCCAGAGUCCCAUACUGCAAACCAACCAACAUGUAAUUUGGCAUACUUGCCGUUGCCACUCACAGUUUGUCCUACGCGGCGCUAAUGGCCCAGAACGCGUCAAAAGGAAGCACAAAUCACGGCAAGUUGCCGAAACUGCCGCCAAAUGCUAGAAUACACAAACGCCGCCUCACGCGAGCGCCCAUAGUUUCGAAAGGAUCCUCAAAUCCGCAAAUAAUAUACAUUUCCUCACGAACGCCGUUCAUGUCUGCCAUUUCGCGUAUCCGCAAGCACGUAACGUCUCUUCAAACCCGGCGCUCGCAAUCCAUCGCUGCAGCUUCUUCGAAGCGCAAGUCCGCCUCGUUCCAGAAAGCGAAGGGAGACCGUAUUCUGGCCGCAGCGAUCGAAAGCUUAGACCGACAGGAGAAUUCUGCGCGAGGUGCUCCCACCGACGAGGUGCUUGUGAAAGGGACAGGAAAGGCUAUUGAAAAAUUGGUCAGCAUUGCCGGAUGGCUUCAAGAGCAUGCGCAAGCAGAGGGUGUCAGAGUCAGAUUGGAGACCGAAAGCUGGUGGGCAGUGGAUGAUGUGUCGCUUGUGGGCGUAACCGAUGAAGAAGCUGAAGGAGCUAUGGAUGUCGAUCGGGAAAGAGACAAGCCGGAAGAUCUUCCAGAAAGUAGGCAAAGAAAUGUCAGUGUGCUGACUAUACGAGUUGGGGUGCUAUGAUAUCAGUCUUCCAUGCCAGUAUUGUAAGCUAGUAAGCUGAAUUUAUUUAUGAUACCCAUAUAGGCUCUAAUCCUUAUUGCUUAAAAAAAA
This is a messenger RNA of Verruconis gallopava, 808 nucleotides long. RefSeq lists its product as uncharacterized. The record is from RefSeq and is a predicted model, not a curated record. Gene Ontology annotation, biological process: intronic box C/D snoRNA processing; tRNA 5'-leader removal; rRNA processing. The transcript has 2 exons. Gene Ontology annotation, molecular function: RNA binding. Gene Ontology annotation, cellular component: ribonuclease MRP complex; nucleolar ribonuclease P complex. Bases 101 to 718 code for a protein of 205 amino acids. Lineage: Eukaryota; Fungi; Ascomycota; Dothideomycetes; Venturiales; Sympoventuriaceae.